This is a messenger RNA of Brassica rapa (field mustard), 3119 nucleotides long. RefSeq names its product beta-glucosidase 23. Gene Ontology annotation, molecular function: beta-glucosidase activity. NCBI's taxonomy places the organism in Eukaryota, Viridiplantae, Streptophyta, Magnoliopsida, Brassicales, Brassicaceae. The record is from RefSeq and is a predicted model, not a curated record. Gene Ontology annotation, biological process: carbohydrate metabolic process; glucosinolate catabolic process; response to salt stress.
AUUAUAAAUAAAUAUUAUGGGUGCACAGGCCUCCAUAGUGGGUAACCUGGCUUCGCCCCUGCACACGAUAGGAGAUCAUGUCGAUCACGUCCGUUUAUCAAUUCAGAUUUAAUCAAAACUCGAUCUGAAUCUAUAUAAAGUACAAAACAUGAUUAAAACGAGGCAUGAAUGGCAUAUUAAUUAAAAAUAUAAAAUGAGAGAUCAAUCAGUGAGUUAAAAAUACUAUAUAAGGAAUCCCACUUCUGUGUAAAGGAACCAUCCUAAACUUCUUUUCUUGAAGAAAAAUCAACUACAACAAAAAAUGGCUUUGCAAAAGUUUCCUCUCAUGGGGCUGCUUAUGCUCCUAACAAUCGUCGUCUCUACGGCAACAGCUGAUGGGCCUGUUUGCCCUCCAUCGACCAAACUUAGCCGGGCAAGUUUCCCUGAAGGUUUCUUAUUUGGCACGGCUACUGCAGCAUAUCAGGUUGAAGGUGCAGUGAAUGAAACAUGUCGUGGACCGGCCUUAUGGGAUAUCUACUGUAAGAGAUAUCCAGAGAAAUGCAAAAACGAUAAUGGCGAUGUGGCCGUUGAUUUCUUCCAUCGUUAUAAGGAAGAUAUUCAGCUAAUGAAGAACCUAAACACCGAUGCAUUCAGACUCUCUAUCGCGUGGACAAGAAUAUUUCCUCAUGGAAGAAAGGAGAAAGGUGUGAGUCAAGCUGGUGUGAAGUUCUACCACGACGUCAUCGAUGAGCUCCUAAGAAAUGGUAUAGUUCCGUUUGUGACUGUUUUUCACUGGGACACUCCACAAGAUUUAGAAGACGAAUAUGGCGGCUUUUUAAGUGAGAGGAUUGUGAAAGACUUCCGGGAGUAUGCUGAUUUUGUUUUCCAAGAAUAUGGUGAUAAAGUGAAACAUUGGAUCACUUUCAACGAGCCAUGGGUUUUCGCUCACGCUGGUUAUGACGUAGGCAAGAAGGCACCAGGACGUUGUUCUGACUACGUAGAUCCUACGUGCAAAGGGGGACGAUCCGGAUACGAGGUUUACCUAGUCAGUCAUAACCUUCUUAACGCUCACGCAGAAGCCUUUGAAGCUUUCACACAAUGUGAAAAGUGUAAAGGUGGAAAGGUCGGAAUCGCACACAGUCCAGCUUGGUUCGAACCACAUGACUUUCAGGAUUCACAAGAUGGUGCAUCCAUAGGCCGUGCACUUGACUUUAUGUUGGGAUGGCAUUUGGAUACUACUAUGUAUGGGGACUAUCCACAGAUCAUGAAAGAUAUUGUUGGACACAGAUUGCCCCAAUUUACUGCUGCACAGAAAGCAAAACUGAAAAACUCUGCCCACUUCGUAGGCCUCAACUACUACACGUCCACGUUUGCGAACCAUGUCGAGAAUCCAGAUCAUUCUAAACCAAGAUGGAAGCAAGAUUCUCUUAUUUCAUGGGAACCUAAGAAUGCAGACAAAUUCACCAUUGGUAGCACGCCUUCCACCGGUAAGCUACCCGUGUACGCGAGAGGAUUUAGAAGUCUUUUGAAGUACAUCAAGGAUAAAUAUGCAAACCCUGAAAUUAUGAUCAUGGAAAAUGGAUAUGGAGAAGACCUUGGGGAAACCGAUUCAGUUGCAGUUGGUAUUGCUGAUCACAACAGAAAAUAUUAUCUUCAGAGGCAUCUUUUGAGUAUGAAUGAAGCUAUUUGCAUCGACAAAGUAAAUGUUACAGGAUACUUUAUAUGGUCAUUGUUGGACAACUUCGAGUGGAAUGAAGGUUACAAGAGCAGAUUCGGACUCUAUUACAUUGAUUUCAAAAAUAACCUUACACGUAUUGAGAAAGAAUCGGGCAAGUAUUACAGAGACUUCUUGAGCCAAGGUGUUCGUCCCUCUACGAUCAAGAGGGAUGAGCUUUGAUCUAUAUCUUCUUGAGGAUUUGAUUUAAUCUCAAUUGUUUCGAUCGAUCUCUUCUGUUUUAAUUCUGUUUUAGUUUGUGAUUAGCCAAGAUUCAUGAAGUCUUGGUUUGAAUAAAAGUGUUUUUCUUUUUUUCAUUGUUCAAUGUCUACACCUGAUUUGAAAAGAUCAAAAAAGCUUUGGAACUAUAAUAAAACUAUCCCUCUGGAGAACUUUAUUUGUCAAGUUACAUCUUCAAGAAGACGCUUAUUAACAGUCCCAUCCGGGUUGACUUUCAACUAUGGUCUGAAUCUCCUCUAGGGUUUUAUCUUUGUAUAAGACCUAAUCAGUAUUAAUUCUCUCACCAAACAUGACAUAAUUCAAAAGGUUGUUUGAUCUGACAAUGACCAUAAUUGAUACUACACUGUGAAUCAUAAUUGUUUGGAAAAUCUAUCUUAGUCGAUUUUUAUUUAUCUUGUUUUUUUUCGAUGUUUAAUUUUCACGGGAUUUAUAGUUUCGAUUCACAUGAUCAGAUUCAGGGUUUAUGUAAGCAUUAGUGUGACGCAUGUAAUAUGUAUGAUUUUUGCCGUUUUGGAUCAUCCAUAUGUUCGUGGCUAAGCAUAUGCAUGUUGGUCAUCGUAUGAUAAUAGAAUAAUUAGACUUAAUAUACAUCUUAUGGGGAUGAAAGUCAUACUUAGAGAUUUUUAAGCCUAACCACUUUGCAAUGACUUUGGAAUAUAGGAAUAGCAGAAACCAAUAAAUGAAUGCAUGAAGAAAAUGUAUCAUAUGAAUGAAUCAUGUUUGUAUUUUUGGAAAAUAUGUGUAUGAGAAAUACAAAAGAAAAAUAACUGUUAUGGAAUUUCAAAGUUGUAAGUCAGCUCAUAGUGUUUGUGAGACUUUCUUAACAAAACAAAAAAAGAGGCUAGAUCCAUGUGUGUUAACAAGUGUAUGAUUUCUUUAUGUAUGUGUAUCUUUUUUUAGUAUAAUUCACCAAAACGAGCGUCCCACUAUAAACACCAUGUUUUUUUUUGUUUUUUUGCCAGUUCAUGAGAGAAAACGAUAUGUUUAUGAAAAGUACAGUACUUACAUUUAAAAAAUAACCGUUAUAUAUAAGAUGCAAUAUGAUCCAUUGAAAAUAAGACAGGCUUAAAAAUGAAGACAAACCCAAACAAAUAUAUUUUAUGCUUUUCCAAAUUAAAAUUCUGUAUUGUUUCAUGCUCAAAUGAAGAAAUCGAAUGGAACACGCAAAACUAAAAUCUUUACAAUA